GGACCUGCAGCUGCAGAGGCAAAAGCUCCUGCCAAGGAUGGGGCAGGGACUCAGUGGCACCAGGGCCUGGGAACUGGACAAGUUCAUAGAGAAUCACCUCCUUGCUGACACCAGCUUCCGUGCUGAGGUCAGAGCGGCCAUCGACAUCGUGUGUGCUUUCCUGAAGGAGAGAUGCUUCCAAGGAGCUGCCCACCCUAUGAGGGUCUCCAAGGUGGUGAAGGGCAAAGGCACCGCACGCAGGGGCAGAUCAGAUGCGGACCUGGUGGUGUUCUUGAACAAUCUCACCAGCUUUGAGGACCAGUUGAACCGACGGGGAGAGGUCAUCAAGGAAAUUAAGAAGCAGCUGUACGAGUUGCAGCGUGAGAGACAUUUCACAGUGCAGUUUGAGGUCCAGAGUUCAUGGUGGCCCAACUCCCGGGCUCUGAGCUUCAAGCUGAGCUCCCCCCAGCUCCAGCAGGAGGUGGAGUUUGAUGUGCUGCCAGCCUAUGAUGUCCUGGGUCACGUCAGCAUCUACCGGAGGCCUGGCCCCCAAAUCUACGCCAGACUCAUCAGGGAGUGCACUGCCCUGGGGAAGGAGGGCGAGUUCUCCACCUGCUUCACGGAGCUGCAGCGGAACUUCCUGAAGCAGCGUCCAACCAAGCUGAAGAGUCUCAUCCGCCUGGUCAAGCACUGGUACCAACUGUGUAAGGAGAAGCUGGGGAAGCCGCUGCCUCCACAGUAUGCCCUGGAGCUGCUCACAGUCUAUGCCUGGGAACGUGGGUGUGGAUCCAGUGAGUUCAACACAGCCCGGGGCUUCCGGACAGUCUUAGGCCUGGUCACCAAGUACAGGCAGCUUCGAAUCUACUGGACAGUGAAUUAUGAUUUCCAACACCAGGAGGUCGCUAACUACCUGUACAGACAGCUCAGAAGAACCAGGCCUGUGAUCCUGGACCCAGCUGACCCAACAGGAAACAUUGCUACUUCAAACCUGGAAUGCUGGAGGUGGCUGGCAGGCGAGGCCACUGCCUGGCUGCAGUACCCAUGCUUUAAGCACAGAGAUGGUUCCCCAGUGUGCCCCUGGGAUGUGCCGACGGAGGUGGAUGUUCCAGAGCAGGAGGACCACUUUCUUCGUAAUCUCUGUCUAAUUUUCUUCUUUUUGUUUCUUUUUCUUUUUGGAAGGGCUACUUCUGUGUAGCCCGGGCUGGCCUGGAUCUUGCCAUCCUCCUACCUUAGUGCUCGCAUGACUGCAGGGUAGGCCUGAUGUGCCCUGCCUUCCCUCUCUACUCAGGUGGACAAGGACUGGACAUACUUAGUCUUGUGGGCACAGCGGCCCCUUCCCAGGAGGUCUGGAAUCAGGGGCAUGUCCUUCUCUGCUGCUGCCCUUGACCCAGAGAGGGCAGAAUGCUGCCCAAUGCCACAGUGAGGGAGGGUCUGGCCUGGGAUCGGCCUCAGCCAGGGGCAUAGACUGUUGUGACUACAAGUCUAAAGAGACAACCCUGACCUGAAUGAGCAGCUCAUAAAGGCAAAAACAUUUUUUGAAGACUUUUUUAAAUUUAUUUAAUUUUUAUUUUAUGUGCAUUAGUAUGAAAGCGUCAAAUCCCUGGGAAUUGGCACUACAGACAGUUGUGAGCUGCCAUGUGGGUGCUGGGAAUUGAACCCGGGACCUUUGAAAGAGCAGCCACUGCUCCUAAUCACCAAGCGAUCUCUCCAGCCCCCAAAACCUUUUUAACUUCAGUAUUUUCCAUUUGUAUCGCUAUGGUGACUGUCAGUAAGAAUGACAGUAUUGCGAUUUUAAUAAGAACAAGAUACAGUUGUCUCCCUGUAGUAUUUCUGUUUGAUCAGGGAGCAGAAAGCCUUGCAGUUACAGAAGGGGAACAAUAAAGUUAUCAAAAAACCCCAGUAUGUAUCGUACUACCUGAGGGUUUUUACCUGUUUUAUCCUGAGGUCGGGUCAGGAUUUAGCAAAUAUGUUUCUAUUGUUUCAUUGACUUAUUCGUGUCUUCUGCAAUAAAUGUUAACUUACACCUAAGGCAAAAAUCCUACCCCAAGGGCUAAUCCUGUCGCCACACUAAGCUCUCGUUCAGCAGGACUGUAUGUUUGUUGUGUAUGUUUCUGUAUACACAGACACAGACCAUGAGAAGGGGAAGAAAGCAUUCCUUAGAAAAUCAACACUGUGGAGCAGGAGGGAGGGCUCAGCACUGAGGGCACUGGGAACACUGCACAGCUUUUCCUUACCAGUUGUCAAUCUAUGUGAGGAUAAGUCAAGCCUCACUUGGCCUGGCCAUGGCUUCCCCUGGAAGCUCUGAAGAAACCCUUCCUCUUUGUAGAGUGGAUGCUAGUUAGAAUCCAUAGUGUGGUCUUCAUGGCCUCCCUGAACAAAAGAACAGGUGACUUUGUUUUCACAGCCCAGAACAUUCCUAGAGAUGGCCCAAGUGCCCCAGAACCUCUUUGACCUUGGAGGGCAAGGAAGAAAACCUUUUAGUCUCUCUGACAUUAGAAAAGCAUUGAAGUUUGGCAAUUCAACACCCAGAAGGUCAGAUACACCAGUCUGGUCCUAUCAACUACUGUAUAAUAUUUCAGUAACCAGGCAUUUCCAAAUAAGCUUUGGUCAGGUAUGUGUUUUACCAAGUUACUGUAAUUGUUGAUGUUAGACCAUAGAAGCUUGAUACCAUUUGUAUUAUCUCUAAGUCUCAUCCUUUCUGUACCUUAAAUAACCAACUCAGACCUUCAUCAUGUCCAUAAGCUUUCUAGUUUUCUUUUCCAUUCUGGAAGCUUCCAUCACCUUAAUCCUCGCAUAGAAAUUCUCAUUUACUCAAUUUAAUCAUCAUGUCAGUUUAGCAUUUAUAAAUCUGAGUGCCAUGAGACAUAAGAGCAUUAACAAAUGGAUUUACUAUCUGUUGUGAGAAUUUUCUGCUCCAGGGAGAGGUACUGAGCAGUGUCUAUCCUCUCUUCUUCAUGAGGUCCCAAUGUCAAGCCAAAGUUCAAUUUCAGAGUUUACUCUGUGGAACCAAUGUGUUUAUUGGGCUUAGUUACAGAGAAUUGUAGGAGUUCCUGAUGACUGUGUGUGUGAGCCCAAUCAGUCACACUGAAGGUCUCUGCUCAGUAUGUAUGAAGACAUUUUACAGUCACAUCAAUGGGCUCCAGUGUUUAGCUUUUGUUGGUUUGUUUGUCUGUUUAUAUAAAAUUGGCCAAGAUGGCCAGUCCAUAUGCCCCUUUUUGAAGGAAUACCACAUUAAACUGUCUGGCAGAGAUCAUGUCAGGCAGGCACAGGUGGAGGUGUGGAGAUGGCAGGUGUUUAGAAGCCCCUGUAUUAGAGCUUGAAAGCCCCAGUUAUUCUUUUGUUUCUGUUUAAAGUAGCUGUAGUGAUUUAAGGAAAAAAACCUCAAAACUAUUCUUUUAAUGUCUGUUUUCAUAUUCACAAUCAUUUCCAUAUAAAACAUAUUGAAAGGCACAGGCAUGAGUUACUCUUAUCUACGGGGAAGGCAAUUGGGCGAUUGUCCAAUAGGAGAGAAACCUAUCCUGGGUGAGGAGUACUCAGCCGUCUCGUACGGCCCCUAAGCUGUAGGGACCCUGUUGUAGAACCAGAAUUGGGACAAGGAUUGGCAAGAUGACAUUCUGACCAGACUUGUGUGAUUAUGUGUGUUGUGUCCUCAAAGCAUUUGUAUUUUAUCUUUUUCAAUGUAAAACCUCAUGUAAAUUGUUCCCAAGAAAGAUUCAGGACCAUUAGCCACCGCUGUUAACUGUCACUUAUUAUUUUCGUUUUAGCUUUAUUAUGAACAAAAUAGAGUUGGGCAAAGUUAGUUUACAUGAACAUUUGCUUACAAGUGAAUUUGGGGCCGAGCAUGAUGGUGCAAACCUGUAAUCCCAGCAGUAGGGAGGCCAAGGCAGGCUGGUCUUUGUGAGUUCAAGAUCAGCCUGUCCUACUAAGCAAGUCCAGGACAGCCAAGGCUACACAGAGAAAUGAUGUCUCAAAAAACCAAAAACCAAAAACCAAAAUAAACAAAUAAAUAAUUAGAAGGAGGAGGAGGUGGAGAAGAAAACGAAGAAGAACUAAAUUUGGUACUGAUUCCAUAAUGUAAAAAAAAAAAAAAAAAGAACGUAAUUGCAUAAUAGUCUGUGUAUUGAUAAUCAUACAUACAGUGUAUUUAAUAAACUG
Meriones unguiculatus (Mongolian gerbil) is the source of this 4134-nucleotide messenger RNA. Its product is annotated as 2'-5'-oligoadenylate synthase 1A-like. Gene Ontology annotation, molecular function: double-stranded RNA binding; 2'-5'-oligoadenylate synthetase activity. Bases 38 to 1174 code for a protein of 378 amino acids. The transcript has 6 exons. Gene Ontology annotation, cellular component: membrane; cytosol; nucleoplasm. The record is from RefSeq and is a predicted model, not a curated record. Gene Ontology annotation, biological process: regulation of ribonuclease activity; defense response to virus; negative regulation of viral genome replication. Lineage: Eukaryota; Metazoa; Chordata; Mammalia; Rodentia; Muridae.